CUCGAAAAGGUGAUAUUAUUUGAGAUAAUUUUUCUUUUUAUUUAUACUAUUUUUAUUUUUUUAAUAUAUUUUUAAAAUUUAAUGAAAGCCAAAUUGAAUUUUUUUGGGAUUGGGAGAGUAAAAUGAAAUGCAAAAUUAUUUUUUAGUUUUCAAUCAAUAUUACAGGUUAAUUAUGAUAAAAUAAAAUACCCGUAGCUCGAUUGAUCACUGCGAUCACAGUGAUGGCGGGGCUGCUUGCUUGGGCAGCAGACGUGGUCGGAAAGGGCGGAAACAUCACCGGGGACGACGAUCCGAAUUUCAUCCCUCUGAUUUUGACCGCCGAACAGCAGGCCUACGUCCAAGAGUUGAAUCGCAAAGCCGCUUCUCUCAGCGGCGAGAUCCAAGAUCUACGCCUCCGCCUUCCGCCGCCGGACAUCUCCCAACGCCUUCCCGAUCUCCAUGCCCACUCCCUCGCAUCCUACGCCGACCUUGCUCUUCAGCUCAAUUCCCACUCCGCCACCAAAGAACAGUCACAACUAAGAGAAGUUACAUUGCUGGAAGAAAAUGCUGAAUAUGAGAAGGCCAUAUCGAAUUGUAGAAACAAAAUUGAAGAGAAGCAGCGGGAAGCUGAUAAACUUCAAAUUAAGUUAAAGGAAAUGGAUUUGGCAGAAGAAAACUUGAAAUUGGAAUUAGAAAGUGUGCAAGCUGCAUUGGAGAGCCAUUCCAUAGAAACAAAUGAAACUGUAACAAACUCUACUGCACAAGAUGGUACAGAAUCUUCUAGUUCCAUGACAUUGGAGAAAUUAGAGAUCAAGAAAAAGGAACUGGCAUCAAUGGAAAAACACAUUCAAGAGCUUGAGAGAGAAUGGGCACAAGUUCAGGAUAAUGCAUUGAAACAACCUUCUGCAGGUACUUCAGCACAAACAUUACUUAUCAUCUCCUCUUCUGUUUGGUUUAAGUUUCAGGUUAUCUCUGGAUCAUAUAAAAUGCUACGGAAAAGGGGGAACCUUCCAAGGGUAAUUGUUUUCAUUUUAGUUUUACAACUGAAAAUGCAAAAGAACACAAUAUGAUCUUUUUUUCUUUUUAAAUUUCAAAUAUGUUUAAAUUUCUUACUCAUUAUAUACUCUCUCAAUAAACCUUACAUAUAUUUGAACUUCACAUCUGGCCCAAAGUAAUCUCUGAUUCCCUUAGGAAAUGAAUAUGUAACUCACUACGCUUCUCACUUUUUCUAAACAAAUUCCAAUCACAUUUUUUACACUUAUGAGUGCUUCUUUAGUUAACUGUGUGCCCAGUCAAACCGGGCACUAAAUUAGGGAUGAAUGGAGUAAUAUAUUUCAAUAAAUAGAGUAUCUACAAAUAUCCAAAAUAAAUAAAUUUGAGUUUUAGCCCUUCACCCCGCCACAUUUAAAACCCUUCUAAUUAUCCUCUAUGUUUUCUUGUCUAAUUUUUUCCCUAGUAUUUUUCAGCUCAGCGUGAGAAAAUACUGGACAAACAGCUUCACAGCCUGAUUGAACAGCUUGCUUUCAAACAGGCCCAAGCAGAAGGCAUAGUCAAUGAGAUUCAUAUACAAGAGAUGAAGUUAGAGAGAUUGAAUGGCCUUCAGAAGAGGUCUGUAAGCAGCAACUCAGAUAUGAUAAGUGCAAGGAGCAGGUAUGGAAGAAGCAGCUUUGACAAGGGACUCAUGUCAGAUUACAUUGUUGACCCUCGUCAGAAGCCGAUGAUGCAUCAGGAGGCUGGCCGAACUGAGGGCAUUCCGAAGCAAAUUCUGCUCAGGUCAGCUUUUAUAAUCUAUAUUUUCGCUCUACAUAUCUUGGUGUUCAUCAAAAUUUCAAUUUAAACAUCAAAGCUCAUCCAUGAGUCAAACAGACCAAAUGGAUUAGUCAUGAAUUGGCUGUUUAUGAGCUUGUAAUCUCUGGUACAUAAAUUUUAUUAACAUUAUACAGUUCGAAAUAGUUUGAGAACACGAAUAAUUAGAUACUGGAGUUUUCUCUUUUUCUGACUUCACUCAAAAUGUAACUAAAAUAGAGUUUCGAUG
Messenger RNA from Cuscuta campestris, 2014 nucleotides. Lineage: Eukaryota; Viridiplantae; Streptophyta; Magnoliopsida; Solanales; Convolvulaceae. The record is from the annotation of a GenBank genome assembly.